AAGGCCCCAGCAAAAUCCACUAUGCUGAGUUUUGUUCCUCAUUUGGAUCCACUGUGGGGAUGCCUCCGUUACGCUUAUGGGUCCAUAAUCAAUAACCGUCUCGUCAUCCUGACCAUAUCUACCCUACCGUCUUAUCUACUACUAGUAGCAGCUGUGGUAUUCGCUUCCACUCCUUGUUCUCUUGCAGUUUAAUCGAUUCUAACUUGGACCGGCGGACCGGACUUCAGAUAUACCAUGCCCGCAUCCAAUCUCGAGGACUUGAUAGCUGAGCACAGGUACCUACCUACACUGUAUACCCGAAUACACAGGAUAAAUCUGUCAAUACAAACCAGCCUCGUAACCUAUAAUAUCACCAGGAUAAAUACAAUAUAGAUCAGGAAGCCUAGACUCUAGCGACGCAUCAACACG
Molecule: messenger RNA, 408 nt
Organism: Aspergillus pseudotamarii
Lineage: Eukaryota; Fungi; Ascomycota; Eurotiomycetes; Eurotiales; Aspergillaceae
Exons: 2
Coding region: 22-192 (56 amino acids)
Source: RefSeq, a predicted model, not a curated record